Molecule: messenger RNA, 2944 nt
Organism: Austrofundulus limnaeus
Lineage: Eukaryota; Metazoa; Chordata; Actinopteri; Cyprinodontiformes; Rivulidae
Gene: baiap2l1a
Product: BAR/IMD domain containing adaptor protein 2 like 1a
Biological process (GO): actin crosslink formation; positive regulation of actin filament polymerization; actin filament bundle assembly
Cellular component (GO): cytosol; nucleoplasm
Molecular function (GO): protein binding
Source: RefSeq, a predicted model, not a curated record
AAUGUGAUGGAGCAGUUCAACCCAAACCUGAGGAACCUGGUCAACCUCGGGAAGAGCUACGAGAGAUCUGUCUCGGCAAUGACUUUAGCUGGAAAAGCCUACUUCGAUGCCGUGUCAAAGAUAGGAGAAAAUGCUAUUGUGUCUCCRGUCUCCAGAGAGCUUGGUGUUGUUUUGAUGGAGAUUGCAGAAGUUCACCGGAAGGUCCACAGUGAACUGGAGGAGAAUUUAAAGCGAUUCCACAAGGAGGUUAUUGUUGAGCUGGAGAAGAAGACAGACAUGGAUGUGAAGUACAUGACUGCCACCUUCAAGCGUUAUCAAACGGAGCACAAACAGAAGCAGGACUCACUGGAGCGCUCUCAUGCAGACCUGAAGAAAAUCAGGAGGAAAAGUCAGGCAAAGCACUCGUCCAAGUAUGAAACCAGGGAGAACGAGUAUUUGGAGACCAUCUCGUCCCGACAGAUGGACAUGCAGAAGUUUAUCGCAGACGGCUGCAGAGAGGCCUUCCUGGAAGAGAAGAGACGCUUCUGUUUCCUGGCAGACAAACACUGCAUGUUCUCCUACCAACUUAGCAACUUCCACGAAAAAGCCAAAGACAUCCUGAGCUCAAGGCUGCCCUCCUGGCAGGAAAAAUGCAGCGACAUCGACAACGUACCAGACUCGGUGGCAAACUUGAUAGACGGUCUGUCCACCAUCCCGGAACAAUACUCGCCAGCUGAACACUACAACAGAAACAGUAUGGGAACAGUGAAGCCACCUCCAGCGCCUCCAGUCAAGGCCCAGAUCAGUCCGCUGGCCAGUAUGUUUAACCCAGAGCCUCGAUCUUCGCUGACCUCCUCCUCCUCAGACCACAACUCAGAUGUGUUUCUUCCAGAUCAGGGCAGUGUUGGAGAGGACAGUUUGUCCAGGUCCACAUCGCAGUCAUCUGGUCUCAACAUGAUUAAGAGGCGCAGGGUCAGGACCAUCUUUCCACACACAGCGGGCAACAACAGCACGCUCCUCAGCUUUGAUGACGGUGACAUCAUCACCCUGCUCGUCCAUGAGGAGAAGGACGGYUGGCUGUACGGAGAGUUGGAGAAAACACAGCAACGCGGUUGGUUUCCUUCAUCCUACUGCAGACCUUACACUGAGCCAGCCAUCUCAAAUAGCAACAUGAGCACGCCGGUGAGGAGUUUGAGYGUGGCCAGUCUGCAGGAGGAGGAGGAGGAGGAAGUUGGGCUAUAUGAGCCCGUACUGCUACCACCAGCAGACUACAGCGACUGCUCGCUGUUUAACCCAGCGGUCCCCUCUGUCCCUUCAACACCUUCGUCAAAGAAAACGGUGUCUCUAGUCAACGGGACCGCAAAGGCUCCAUUUUUAGGAGGCGGUAAUCCGUUCGCCACAGUCAAGCUGAGGCCGACUAUUACAAAYGACCGAUCGGCACCGAUCAUCUGAGCUGGAGGAGUUUCCCUCAUCGCUGGUACGCCUUCAGGAGAAUCGUACCAGACCUGAGCARCACGCUGAUCAGCUCCCCAGCUUGCAUCUCAUCAGCCCACACACUCGUUCCAUUCAGCACCACUUUGUUUUUUUUUUUGUUUUGUUUUUUUUUGUUUAAAGGAACCCCCUUUUUUUUCUAACGACUGCUGGUUUUAGAUUGGCCUCCAAAGAUUGAAACAUUAUACGGUCGUCACGUGGAGAGGCAGAGAAAAGCUUCAAGUCCAACACUUGUUUAUGAGGAUUGAGUUUGUGUUCUACUCCAAAAUGAAAAGUUUGGACAUUUUCUUCACGUAUUAAUGUAACCAAGCUGUCCAUUGUGGCUACCUCACAAGAAAAAACCACCACGUGAAACGGGGUGAAGUUCAAGGAAAAUAAAGCGCUAAGAGAACAUUACUCAGCCUUCCCUGUGAAUUCCUCACUUGUACAGAACGAUAUUCUUCUGAGAUCUUGUUCAACCUGUUAAAACCUCCAGUGUGUUUAAACUGUAUCUUCUAUUAAAAUAGGACAAAUUUCUAUUCAAAUAUUUAACUUUUUACUUUAAAUUACUCCAAGCACUUUGACCCAAAAGUUUUCCAAAUGUGUUUAAAAAAGUUGAAAGCAUGUUGUUUGUAAAAAAUGGAGAAAAAAAAUGGAAUAAAAAAACCCUUAAAGGCAGUCAUGAUUUAAACUCCAUAGACAUGUUUUAUAAUGGGUUUUGUAAAAUACCYUCAGAGGUUCAGUAUGAUAUGUAAAUAACAAUUAGGGGUUAUCUGUUUUAGGAUUUUGUAAAAGAGAUGCCAGUGGAUGUGAUGAAACACCAACUCUCAGGCUGCCUUCCUGACUUACCGGAGGUUCUUAUUUCUCUGAUUAUGACUUGUCUAUUUAAGCCACACUGGGAAGGACAGAGGUGAGAAUGAAGGAAGAGAGUCUUUGGGGGGAAUUUGUCUCAUGAGUGCAGUUUAAAAUCAGAUUGUUAAUUUGUAUGAACCAAGUCCUUGUAAAGGAAAGCACUCAUCAAGUUUGAUUAUUUUGAUUUUGCUUCUUUUUUUUAAUGAGUUAAAUUGACAUUUUUACCAAAUGGUUUCACACUUUUUGAUCUUGGUUAAACGAUACAUGCUGUAUGUUCAGACAGAACAGAGUUUAUGCUAAAUGAAAUAGUUUUGUGCAAAGGACGUCCUUGUUCAGCAUAGACUUUUCUGUUUUUUAUUUGCUUGCUGAAUCCAAUUACAGUAUAUUAAGAAAUGCUAAUCMGUUGAUUGAUCUACAAUGUGUGAGUAAUGGACAUCAUGCUGACAGUAAUUGCAACAUUCAGUGUUGACCAUUGUGUAUUUUUUUCUUCUUUUUUUCAAUAAAACAAGAAAAUGUCUAAAUUAGUGUUCAUUUUUUUAACUACUUCACCUUUAGAUUGUUUGGAGAUUUUUUCUUUUUUUAUUCUUAUUUAUUCUAUAUUAUUGUGAUUGUUUCUAAAUAAUAAUAAAAGGGGUAAAACCAG